Rasamsonia emersonii CBS 393.64 is the source of this 906-nucleotide messenger RNA. RefSeq names its product 40S ribosomal protein S0. Gene Ontology annotation, molecular function: structural constituent of ribosome. The transcript is spliced from 2 exons. The coding region runs from base 1 to 906 and encodes 301 amino acids. Lineage: Eukaryota; Fungi; Ascomycota; Eurotiomycetes; Eurotiales; Trichocomaceae. Gene Ontology annotation, cellular component: cytosolic small ribosomal subunit; ribosome; 90S preribosome. The record is from RefSeq and is a predicted model, not a curated record. Gene Ontology annotation, biological process: cytoplasmic translation; ribosomal small subunit assembly.
AUGGCUCCCUCCAACCUGCCCCCGAUCUUCAAUCCCACCUCCCAGGACAUUGAGAUGCUGCUUGCAGCUCAAUGCCACCUGGGCUCCAAGAACCUCCAGGUGCACAUGGAGCCUUACGUCUGGAAGACUCGCCCUGACGGUAUCAACGUGAUCAACAUUGGCAAGACCUGGGAGAAAAUCGUCCUCGCUGCCCGUAUCAUUGCCGCCGUCGACAACCCCGCGGAUGUUGCGGUCAUCUCCGCUCGUCCCUACGGUCAGCGUGCUGUCCUGAAGUUCGCCGCGCACACUGGCGCCACUGCCAUUGCUGGUCGUUUCACCCCCGGUAACUUCACCAACUACAUCACCCGCUCCUUCAAGGAGCCUCGCCUGAUCGUCGUCACCGACCCCCGCACCGACGCCCAGGCUAUCAGGGAGGCUAGCUACGUCAACAUCCCUGUGAUUGCUCUUUGCGACACCGACUCGCCCACCGAGUUCGUUGAUGUUGCUAUCCCCACCAACAACAAGGGCCGUCACGCCAUCGGUCUCAUCUGGUGGAUGCUGGCCCGUGAGGUUCUCCGUCUCCGCGGAACCCUGGCCUCCCGCGACGUGGAGUGGGAUGUCGUCGUCGACCUCUACUUCUACCGUGACCCUGAGGCUGAGGAGACCAAGGAAAUCGAAGAGGCCAAGGCUGCUGGCGCUGAUGAAGUUGGCCCUGCUGCCAUUGAAUCUGGAUACGCCGCCGACAACUGGGAUGUCCAGGGUGCUGGUGCUGGUGUUCCAGGCUCUGCUUUUGCUGCUGCUAGCGCUGUUGCCGCCGGCACCAGCUGGGAGGCUGACGGCGGUGACUGGGCUGCCAGCACUGGUGCUGCUGCUGGCGGUGAGAGCUGGGCUGCCGAGGCUCAGGCCAACCCUGACACCAAGUGGUAA